This is a messenger RNA of Oncorhynchus kisutch (coho salmon), 5117 nucleotides long. RefSeq names its product metal regulatory transcription factor 1. Lineage: Eukaryota; Metazoa; Chordata; Actinopteri; Salmoniformes; Salmonidae. The record is from RefSeq and is a predicted model, not a curated record. The coding region runs from base 276 to 2540 and encodes 754 amino acids. Gene Ontology annotation, biological process: regulation of transcription by RNA polymerase II. Gene Ontology annotation, cellular component: nucleus. The transcript is spliced from 11 exons.
UUGUCAGUUACCGGUCGUUUACUUCACUGAGUGAGGGAGGGAGGGCGACGGUUCACGGUUGAGUGAGUUAAGUCUGGGCGGAAAGAGGAAGCUGGUUAAAUAGGCUGCUAGGGUGACUACGAUGUAGCAACACUGUAACAACGGAGGAAUCGAUUUUGAAACAGAAUGAACAAAGCGGAAGACAUUUUAUAAAGACAAACGACCUUGUAGUUAUUUUUGACUGCAUUUACGUGGUGAACUUUCAAAACUUGAGUGUGUCACCUUUGUUACCAUGUAUGAGGAUGAAUGAGACCGUGCUCUUUGUCGAGGAAGAAGAGGCGGACAAGACAAAUCAGCAGGUUGAAGAGGACAAUGUCUCCAGGAAGAUGGUUACUGUCGACUGGGACCAAUGGGACAAGCUACUGCUGCCCUCUACACUGGACUCUGGUGUGCACAGUCUGGACACAGUGUAUGACAGAACCACUGUGAUGAUUGAACAAGACCCAGUGGGUUCUAGAACUGUCAAUAAAGAGGAGGAAGAGGACAUGAUGAUGUACCUACAUGAGGGAUGUGAGACGGAGGGCCGUGGAGGUCUGGAAGACCACUGGCAGGCCAUGUCACAGGGGUACAUCCACCACACCAUCUCCCAGGACCAGAUCCAGUUCACCAUCAACCCUGGUUCCACACCCAUGCCACGGCACAUCCAGGGGGCCACCAUCACACUGCACUCUGAGUGCCCAGAUACCCACCACAGCGAGGUGAAGCGUUACCAGUGUCUAUACGAGGACUGUACUCGUACCUACAGCACAGCAGGGAACCUGCGGACCCACCAGAAGAGACACAGAGGAGAAUACACGUUUGUCUGCAACCAGUUGGGCUGUGACAAGGCCUUCCUCACCUCCUACAGUCUGAAGAUCCACAUCCGCGUUCACACCAAGGAGAAGCCCUUCGAGUGUGACCAACAGGGCUGUGAGAAGGCCUACAACACACUGUACAGGCUGAAAGCCCACCAGAGACUGCACACAGGGAACACGUUUAACUGCGAGUCGGAUGGAUGCACCAAGUACUUCACCACUCUGAGUGACCUGAGGAAACACAUCCGGACACACUCCAAGGAGAGGCCCUUCAGGUGUGACCAUCCUGGCUGUUACAAGGCGUUCACCUCUAGUGACCAUCUCCAAACACACAUCCUUGGACAAAUAGGUGAGCCACCCCUCCUUCAGGUGGACACAGAUGGUGAUAACUCCCUAAGCUCCUCCAAGAGUCCGAGGGACAACAUCAAAGGUCACGACCCUGGACCAUCAGCUGACAUAAUUCACAGCCACUCCCUCCCAGACGAUUUGAAUCCUCGUUCCCCAUGUCUCAGUGAUAUGAGCCUGAUUUCCACUGCUUCUCAGCUCCGAGAAAGUAAUUCUGAUGCCCUGGACCUGGUGUUUGAGUUGCUGUUUCAAGACCAUCCCCAGAGACAGGAUGUGUCAUCGGUGGCAGUGCCCUCGUAUAGUUUGGAGAACCCAUCUCUAACCGUGGUGCUUUCAGAAGCAUCUCACCCUUUCAUUUCUACCUGUCCUGAACCCUCUGACUCUACCCCUAGUGAACCCCGUCCUGUACCCCUCACCCCUGGGUGCACCCCUGGUGAACCCUGUCCAGUUCCUGUUUCUCCCAUGAUCAGUGAUACACCUAAACAUGAGGUGAUUCCAGAACAGCCAUCCAAUCAGAGCCUACUACAACAGCUAGCCUCAUCCCUCCAUUCCCAACCAGGCUCCACCCAGAGCGUACUAUCACAGCCAACCACCACCCUCCAUUCCCAACCAGGCUCCACCCAGAGCGUACUAUCACAGCCAACCACCACCCUUCAUUCCCAACCAGGCCAAACCCAGAGCGUACUACUACAGCCAGCUGCCAUGUCCUCCAUCUAUUCUCAACCAGGCCCAUACCCUCCACCCUCCAGCUGCUCCCUCCAGGCCCCACUAACACCCCUCUCCCUGGGGUACUCUACUCCUCCUACGGUCCCUGCCCACAGUAACAUCCAGUCCAUCACCUUGUCCACUCAGAACCUCCAGUGGCUGUUGAACAGUAUCAAUGACCCGAGGCAGCAGGACAUGCAGACACAACUAUCCCAACAACACAGUGGCUCGACACUAGAGAAGCUCUAUUUCACCACAGAAACACCAAUGGGAGGGAACACAGGGACAGCUCUGCAGCAGAUAGGCCUGAGUCUGCCUGUCAUCGUAAUUACACAGGGAGAGUCAUGCCAGUGUCGGUGCCCCUGCAGAGACGGCAGCGCAGCAUCAGACACAGGGAAACAGACUGGUGCCCAGUUCCUUCAGUCCCAGGACCUAUCAACCAAGGACCCACCCCCCCAGCCCCAGGACCCACCACCCCAGCCCCCUCAGCCCCAGGACCCACCCCCCCAGCCCCAGGACCCACCACCCCAGCCCCCUCAGCCCCAGGACCCACCACCCCAGCCCCCUCAGCCCCAGGACCCACCCCCCCAGCCCCAGGACCCACCACCCCAGCCCCCUCAGCCCCAGGACCCACCACCCCAGCCUACUCCACCAUAGCAUCCUCAACCUCCACCUGUACAUCCCCCAUGAAAAUUAAAGUCAACAUUCUUAUUACUGGAGAAACUGUUCCUGUUCCUUAUCCAACUGAGGUGUCUCUAUGCAUUGUGCUGUGUACCUAACUCUUUCUGUUGUUAAUACCUAGUUCAUAACCUCAAUCAAUAGUAACCCAAACAACUCCAGACUGGUUGCUGAGGGUAGAAAGCAAUCAUGUGCUGCAUUUCAGUGUGGAUCAGGUCAAUUCUGGUAGCAGACUAGCGGUCUAUUAUGAAUUGGGCUUGAACAGUGGCUGGCUGCUGAAUGUAGUGUGGAAAAUGGUUGACUAGAGCACAAAUCCUCUGUAGCAACAUUCCUCUUUACAUCCAGUCCCACUGGAAACAUGAAAGGUGACAUUUAUUUUUGAUGGCGCAGAAAGGUAAAGCACUGUUAAAACAGACUAUCACUCCCCAAGCAGUACUUAACAUUGCAUUUUUUGCCAAAUGUGUGUGGAAUGCAAAUUGUUGUGGCAUCGCGUGCGUCAUGUAUCCGUACCGUUUCAUUCUGAACCUGCAAAUGAUCUCUGUGUAUUCAAGGAUGUCGAAUAUUGGGAGAUGUAAGUAGCAAAUGCUGCUCUAACAAUGCAGUGCAGUACAUUUAGACACUAGCAAACUAACCUGGCAAUGCACAAAUAUUAGUUUUUUCUUCAACGUUUUCUUCAAUGUUCACAAUAUAAGUGUUUUUAACAUGUCAUUUUUUAUGUAAUGUCAUCAUCUGUAACUGUUCUACUUACUGACAUGAUGACCAGAUGGACAGGUUAGCUGAGGUGUCUGCAUCAGGCUCCCUGUGGAGGAGCUCUGAAGAGUAACUGUUCUACUUACUGACAUGAUGACCAGAUGGACAGGUUAGCUGAGGUGUCUGCAUCAGGCUCCCUGUGGAGGAGCUCUGAAGAGUAACUGUUCUACUUACUGACAUGAUGACCAGAUGGACAGGUUAGCUGAGGUGUCUGCAUCAGGCUCCCUGUGGAGGAGCUCUGAAGAGUAACUGUUCUACUUACUGACAUGAUGACCAGAUGGACAGGUUAGCUGAGGUGUCUGCAUCAGGCUCCCUGUGGAGCUCUGAAGAGUAACUGUUUUACUUACUGACAUGAUGACCAGAUGGACAGGUUAGCUGAGGUGUCUGCAUCGGGCUCCCUGUGGAGCUCUGAAGAGUAACUGUUUUACUUACUGACAUGAUGACCAGAUGGACAGGUUAGCUGAGGUGUCUGCAUCAGGCUCCCUGUGGAGCUCUGAAGAGUAACUGUUUUUUAAUGUACAAAAAUCCACUUGAUUGUGUCUCUUUGAAUGUUCUGCAUUAUUGAACUAGCUUAAUGGGCUUCCUGUUUUUAAGUGCUUUGGUUUGGAACUCUGAGUGGCAGAAUUCCCUCGACGACAUCCCCCCAGCCAACCCUGCUGCCUUUAGAUACAUUUCCUCUCUCUCUGUAUCUGUCUCUGUCUCUCGUGCCUUUCUUUUUUCUAGUGUGACUUUCUGUCCCUGGACAAUGUUUUCACAUGACCUCAAUAUUCUCAAAGUGUCACUGAGUUAACAGAAGGAAACAGGUUUUUCCUAGCUUGCUUCUACUUCGCUGGCCUGAUGGACCCAUGCAGGAGGAUCAGAUGGUGAUGGAUUCAAGAUUGAAAAAGCUCUGUAUGGAUUAUGCUCAUUUAGAAUCUGAACUGAUAUACUUUGUUUCACCAUUGUAGAAUGAAUAUCAGUUUGGAUUCCAGGCUAAGAGUAUGCUAGUGGCAAGGAACAACAGGCUUUCUAAAUGUAAAUGACUUCCUUAUUUACGCCCUCCUACUGUCUUGUCAGUCAAUUCUAUUUUCAUACUUCUCUCUCUUUGAUUCUCUGUCCCUUUCUCUCCCCUCUCAGUUCACUGCCCUUCUACGGUUGACAUUCUGAGGUACGAACCAGGAAGCUAUAAUGGUAUGAAUGCAUCAUCUGAUCUGUCACCUGGCACUAGAAGGAUCAUUGAUGAGGAGUGUCAGGGCCGGCCGUCGCACGGUGCUGUGAAGCCUGACAUUUCUAACCUCACCACGCCUGGUUGGUUUGGUGUUAACGGCUAAUGUGUUUGGGCAGUGUGGGUAUGGAGCAGGACAGAGACUCAACACUGGCCCCAUGGUUUCUAUUUGUCCUGAGCUGAGUAGUAAAGUAGCUAGUGCAGUGUGUUGAGAAGGGACCAGGCAGCCUGCUACGGCUUGACAAUGAUAGAAGAGCGUGUUACAGGACAGGCUCCUUCCCAGAUGGUGGGUCUGACCCUUGCUGAUUUGGUUGAGUCGAAACCACCCUAUUUCAAACACACCAAAGAUGCCCACAUAGUAACCAGACAAUACGUUUAUUUUUCACCAUUUAAAAGUAUUACAGGAAAGAAUAAGUCCUCAAUGUCAGAAUGUCUCCAAGCUCACCCACACUACACAAACCCCAGUGGCUAUAUCAUUACUGUGGCGAUCAUCACAACAGAACUCAUCUGAAAGGAAUAGACUUAAGUCACUCAAAACAGGCUAUUUCUUGGCACUAACACAAGUUGACUUAAACCAACCAAUGAAACUUUGUACAAAAGUA